AUGGUCAUCGUGCCCGAGCGCAAGACCGACGCGCCCCUGCGCGUGCCCAUCUCCGGCGCCUACAAGAUCAAGGGUGUGGGUGACGUGCUGGCCGGCCGCGUGGAGCAGGGCGUUGUCAAGCCUGGUGAUGAGGUGAUCUUCCUGCCCACCCACACCACCGCCAACCCCUGCGUGGGCAAGGUGUUCACUGUGGAGAUGCACCACAAGCGCGUGGACAAGGCGGGGCCGGGCGACAACGUCGGAAUGAACAUCAAGGUGGGGGCGGGGCGUGGCGCGGCGCGGCGCGGCGAAGGGCGCGCGGCGCAGCGCUGUGGAGCCGUUCCGAGGAUGGGCGGGGUGCUGGUGAUCCUGGGGCAGCCGACUGGCCUGGCGGGAGGGGAGGAUGGCCUGGACAAGGGCAACAUGCCCCGCACCGGCGACGUGAUGAUCCUCAAGUCCGACCAGACCCUCAAGCCCUGCAAGGACUUCACCGCCCAGAUCCAGACCCUGGACAUCCCCGGGGAGGUCAAGGCCGGGUACAGCCCCAUCGGCUUUGUGCGGUGCGGCCGCUCCGCCUGCAAGAUCACCAAGAUCAGCUGGAAGGUCGGCAAGGAGACCGGCGGCAAGAAGCUGGACGCCCCCCACGCCCUCAAGGCCAAUGAGAUGGCGGAGGUCGUCUUCGAGCCCUGCCAGCCCCUGGCGGGGCAGGCAAGGGCGCGGCCGCGGGGCGCGCGAGCGGCUUGA
Molecule: messenger RNA, 723 nt
Organism: Monoraphidium neglectum
Lineage: Eukaryota; Viridiplantae; Chlorophyta; Chlorophyceae; Sphaeropleales; Selenastraceae
Product: Eukaryotic translation elongation factor 1alpha
Exons: 5
Coding region: 1-723 (240 amino acids)
Molecular function (GO): GTP binding
Source: RefSeq, a predicted model, not a curated record